Molecule: messenger RNA, 12080 nt
Organism: Mesitornis unicolor (brown roatelo)
Lineage: Eukaryota; Metazoa; Chordata; Aves; Mesitornithiformes; Mesitornithidae
Product: cardiomyopathy-associated protein 5-like
Source: RefSeq, a predicted model, not a curated record
UUUAAAAGAUCUUAUCCAGAGUGAAGAUGUGAAACCCAAGCUGCAGUACAUCAUGACUAACCCUUCCUUUUCUAUGGUAACAGUUCAAAGUGAAGACAGUGGGAUAACCUGGGAAACCAGCUCGAGCAGGUGUUCCACUCCCUGGGCCUCAGAAACUAGUACAACCUCUGAUCUCUACAGUAUUGAAAGUUCACCAGUAGGUUCUCCUCCAGGAAAAGUUAUCUUUAUUAUGGAUGAAGGUAAGAUUAUUCGGAAAAGGAAGCGCAAAUCAUCAAAUAGGGUGCCAGUGGCUGUAAGACUGAAGGGAGGUCAGGGAAAUAAAAAACGUGACUCUUCUGGAAUGCAGAGGCAAGAACCAAGAACCAUUCUAGGAGAUGUGCAGGCCUCCAUGUUGAACGUCGAACAGCUGGAAGCACAAGACACAGAUGAGGAAAUGCUGGAUGACAAAGAAGAUCUAGAGUAUAUCGCAAAAAAGCCAGUAAAACGUGCUCCGAUAAGAUCAAUAUUUAGAGAGAGCAGACUGAGAAAAGUAGGACCGAUCCUUGGAGGACCAGUACAAGCUAGAAUCCAGCUGUUCAACACAAUUUUUGGAGGGGCUGGGCCAGCCCCUGAAACACUGGAGAAAACCAGAAUCCAGAGAAGUGGCUCAGUUUCAGGAGAUCCUGAACAGUUCCUUGAAACAUCAGUAAAAGAAAGAUUGCAGAAGUUCAGUGAGCUUUCACAGGCAAUGCAGUCAAAAGCCUUCCACAGAACAAGAAGUAGAAAACUUGAAACACCAUCAGAGAGAAGAAAGGAGCAAAGAAAACAACCCACAUCACAUGCAAAUCAAAGCUAUUCUUCACCAACAACACCUCUUGAAAAACAGCUUUCUGAUAAAGGUGAUGUUUCAUCUGAAAAUAUUGAACCUGUUAGAAAAAAAGAUAAACCAAGCAAAUUUUCAACCUUUAGUGCAGAAACAGCUCUUCAACAUGAAGAAAGAAAAGACAGACAAUCUCUUUUGGAGACUCCAAAUCAAGUAUCAGGGGAGUCACUGAAGUCCUGCCCUUCUGAAGAAGUCAGGAAGCAGCAAAGCUAUUCACCUGCAGUCAAAACAUCAAUAACAGAGCAAACAACCUCCACUUCAUUUAAGUCUGAUGAGGAAUCAGAGAAACAAAUGCUGCCUCCCUCAGCUGAAAAUGCAAACAAGAAACCAGACCAAUCCCUUCUGACAGCAUCAGGUUAUCUGGAUGAACUUAAGGAGCAGGAAAUUCAGUCCAGACCUGCAGCAGAGUCUGUUUCAGCAGAUUUUGUUAAGGAAUUAGAUAGUAAAAGUACCCAGCCUAUUUUGCCUACAGCAUCCAUGUCAGAGCAUCCUGAGAGGGAAACACUGAAGUUAGCAGUUCAGUUAUACUUACCUAAUGCUCCAUCACCUAAAUCCAAGUAUUCCACUCUGUCUGAAACAAGUCAGGAGGAUGUUAUUCCUCAGUCAUCAGAAAUGGAACAAUCUGAGUCCAAACAUGUGCUUUUACCAGAUUCUGUAUAUGAAUUAGAGAAGCAAGAAACUGAGUGUCACUUAUCAACAACGGUGUUGUCAGAAACAGGUCUUUCAGGUCUACUGUAUUCCGCUAAAAAAAGAGAAGGUCAAAAGACACCACCACUGGAAAGUCAAAAUGUUCACGUAGAGAAGCAGACAAAGUCCAAACAAGACUUUUCAUCCUCCCUUCAGGAAACAGAGGAGCAAGGAAUUAAACUAAAUCCACCUAUUCCUGAAAAUAUAGAUUCUAAAUAUUUUGGCAUUUCGUAUCCUAUUCACACAAAACCAGAAGAAACUCAGAAAACUUCAGCUAUAAAUAAAGCAGUAGAUUCGAAUCAUACUGAUUUUUCCAUUGAAAAAUGCAAAGAAGCAGAGAGUGUGCAAAUGGAGGUGGAGCAUCUGGAUUUCUCAUAUCCCAGCAAAGAAACUGGGGAAUUAGAAAGAACACAGAUGGAGACAGAGUUUCCAGACUUCUCUUUUUCCAAGGAAGAAAUAGAAGAAUUGGAGGGUGCACAGAUGGAGAUGGAGCAUCCAGACUUUUCAUUUUCCAGGGAAGAAAUUGAGAAAUCAGAAAGUACACAACUGGAGAGAGAACAUCCAGAUUUCUCAUAUGCCAGAGAAGAAAUGAAAGAACUGGAGAAAACGGAGGAAUCAGAGAGCACAAAACUGGACACGGAAUAUCCAGAAUUGUUUUUUUCCACAAAGGAAACAGGGGAAUCAGAAAAUGCACAACUGGAGAUUGAACAUCCAGAUAUCUCAUAUGCCAGGGAAGAAACAGAGGAAUCAGAGAGUUUGCAACUGGAGAAAGAGCAUCCAGAAUUAUUUUCCAUGGAAGAAACAGAAGAAUCAGAGAGUGCACAGCUGAAGACAGAGCACCCAGACUUUUCUUUUUCCAGGGAAGAAGUGGAGGAAUUGGAGAGUGAACAGCUGGAGACCAAGCAUCCAGAUUUCUCAGAUUCCAGGGAAGAAAUUGAGGAAUCAAAGAGCACGAAACUGGACACAGAAUAUCCAGAAUUGCUUUUUUCCACAAAGGAAACAGAGGAGUCUGAGAGUACACAACUGGAAACAGAAAACCCAGAUUUCUUAUAUGCCAGGGAAGAAACAGAGAAAUCGGAGAGCACAAAACUUGGCACAAAAUAUCCAGAAUUGCUUUUUUCCAUGAAAGAAACAGAGGAAUCAGAAAGUGCACAGCUGGAGACAGAGCAUCCAGACUUUUCUUUUUCCAGGGAAGAAGUGGAGGAAUCGGAAAGUGCACAGCUGGAGACAGAACAUCCAGGUUACUUAUACUCCAGCAAGGAAACUGGAGAAUCAGAAAGCGUACAACUGAAGAUGGAGCACCCAGAUUUCUCGUAUUCCAGAGAAGAACUGCUAGAAUCAGAGAGUGCACAGCUGAAGAUGGAUCAUCCAGACUUUUCUUUAUCCAGGGAAGAAAUGGAGGAAUCGGAAAGUGCACAGCUGGAAACGGAGUAUCAGGAGUCUUUAUUUUCUGGAGAAGAAGCAGAAAAACAAAAACCUGUUCCUUUUGACCUGAAACAGCCAGAGUCUUAUUCCCUUGAAGAAGCAGAGCCCGAAGAAGCAGCACAGCUUGCACUGGUACCGUCAGAUUUGUCAUGUUUGAUGGAAGAAGCAGAGAAAGAAAGCACUACAAAACUCCAGUUGGCACAUCCAGUUACAUCAGAUUCCACCAGAAGAGCUGAGACACAGCAAGCUGGGUAUCUGGAAACUGCACUUUCAUAUUUACCACGUCCCACAAAUAAAACAAAGCAUCAAGAAUUAGUAAAAGCAGAUUUGGACAAUUCUCGCCUCUCAAAUUUUGGUGACAAAGGAGAACAGCUGCACGCUGUACAGCAGGGUUCACAGCCUGGAGGAAGGCUGUACUCCUGUGCCAUGGGAGUGCAAGGAGAAACUACUCAACUACAGACAGAGCAUCCGAUUUUGUCAUAUUCUACUGGAAAAGAACAGAAACAUAAAAUCUCACAGCUGAGGGCAGAACAGCCAUAUUCCACUGACAAAACUGAACAACAGGAAAUACUGCAACCAAAGUUGGAACAAGCAAAUUCACCAUAUUCCCAGGGAGAAACAGCACAAGAAGUUGUACAAAGAGACUUAGAAGGUCCGGAGCCAUCAUGUUUCAUUAGUGAAGCAAAUCAACAUGAAAGUGUACAACUGGCUUCAGAAAACUGGAAUUUCUCAUCCACCACUGGAGAAGUAGUGCAAGAAGGAGUGGAGUCAAGAUCUUUGGGCUCUUUGCAUUCAAUUGACAGAGCAAAGCCCUGGGAAAUGGCACAAAUGGAGCAGAGGCAGUUGCUUCCCUCCUGUUCCACUGCUGGUAGUCAGCAACAGGAAACACCACCUCUGGAUGUGGCCCAGCCAGAUGUAUCACAUUCCUUUGGCAGAAUGAAACAAGAAGAUAUAGUACAAAGACAGCUGGAACAGCAGGAAACAGCCCAACAAAAAGCUAUGCAAAUAGAAAUGGAAUAUUCAGAUUUGCCGGAAACUUGGGGGAAAGAACAGUCACAGGUCGGAAAUCAAUUUAAUCUGGCAGAGCAAGAAACAGCUCAACGAGACUUAGUGCAUCCAUCUUUGCCAUAUUCUUUCAGAGAACAAACAAAGCAAGAAGAAAUGCAAACACAGUCAGUACACCCAGAACAGGCAUUUUAUGCAAGUGCAGAAAUGCAGAAGGGAAUGGCACAGAACAAAUCAGAGCAACCAUUUCUUUCAUGUUUUACCAGCAAAACAGAGCAACAAGAAAUAGUACAUCCAGAGCUGGAGGAAACAGUUUUGCCAUCUUCCAAUGGAAGAGAAGCCCCACUGGAAAUGGAAGUAAGUUCAGAAUAUCAAGAUUCAUCAUAUUCCUUUCAAGAAGCUGAGCAACAAAAAAAGUUGAAACAUCCAACCUUGCCGUUUUGUUUGAAGCAACAAGAAACUGCACCACUGGUGAUGAAACAUCCAGAUUUUUCAGGUGUCAGUGGUGAAGCAAAACCAGGUGACAUCAUAAAGCCAGAGUCAGGACAUCCAGAGCUCUCAUACUCCAUGGAAGAAACACAACAAUUACCUGAACAUUUGGAUUCACUAGGAACCCUGGGUAAAGCAGCACAAGAUGAAAAUAUGGAAGUGGAAUCUAAAUACCCAAAUUUAUCAUGUUCUGAUGACCAAAGAAACCAGCAAGAAACUUCACAAUUGGAUUCAAAAUAUCCAGAUUUAUCCUUUUCCUUGUACAAAGCCAAGGAACAGGAAAGUCAAGAGUUUGAGUCUAAACAUGAAGAAAUGCCUAAAGUGGCCAGGAAAAGAACUUCUCCAGCAACUACACAAAUAGAGUCAAAACAUCCAGAUUUGACAUAUUCCCCUGGCAAAGCAAAUGAGACAGAAUUUGCACCGUGGGAAAUGAAACAUCCUGAUUUGCCACAUUCCACUGAUGAGACAAACCGACAAGAAGUAGUACUGUUGGAGCAGAAACUCCGAAAAAUUUCUGUUGGCAGAGAAAAACAGCAGCAAACCACAAAACAGCAGUUAGAGCAAGAAAAGUUACGACAUUCUCCUGGUAAAACUGAGCAAUUAAAACAUGCCCAAGAGGAUGUGGAACAACCAGAUUCAUCAUUUUCCAUUGACAGGCCAGAUGAUGAAAUGGCCCAGUCAGAGGCAGAGCACACUGGUGUGAUAUAUCCUCUGGACAACAAAGAGGUGGAACAAAAAGUACAACAUGAAAUGGAACAAACUUACCCCUUUGGAAAAGCAGAAGAGAAAACGGUUCAGCCAGAAGUGGAAAUUCCACAUUUGACCCUUUCUGUGGGUACAGCAGAAGAAGAAAUGGCUGAACCAGGGCAGGUUCCUGAUUUGCCUUAUUCUAUUUUCAAAGCAGGAGAACUGGAAACUGCACAGCUGAAACCUGAACAGCCUGGUCUAGCAUGUCCCCUCAACAAAGUGCAGGAAAGGACCCAGCUGGGAUGGGAACAGCCAGAUGUGUUUCAUGUUCAUGACAAAACAGAGCAAUUCCCACCUGCCCAGCAGGAGCUGGGCUGCGCAGAUUUGCCACCCCCCACUUGUAAAGUGGGGCAGCAAGGGAUGGAGCCCACAGCCUUGAGAUGCCCUGUUGAGGAACACUCUGUCAGCAGACCUGAGGAUCUGCAAGCUGCAAAAGAGAAACUAGGAGCUUCAGAUGCAUCAUCUCGUAGUGGAAAAGUGGAGCAAAAAGAAUUGGCAAAACCAGAGUCAAAGCAUCCUGUUUUAUCUUAUUUCAUUGAUAAAAUAGAAACAGAAGAAACUACACAACUGGUGUUAGGAAAACCAAGCCUAUCAUCUUUGCCUGGCAAAACAGAGUUAGCAGAAACAGCUCAAGAGGAGCAGUCAGGCUUCUUGCAUGCUUUCAAAAAAACUGCACAGGGAGAGAAAGCACAGCCAGAAUUGGGACAUUCGCAGUUAUAUUCUUCUCUUAGUGAAGCAGAACAAGAAACCGCACAUGCGAAAUCAAACUGUGCAGAUUUAUCUGCUGGCAGAUUAGAACACCAUGAAAUCAUACACUCAGAGGCAGAAAUAAUGGAUUUAUCAUGUUCAAUUGGUGAAACACACCAACCUCAAAUUGCUGAAGUGGAUUUGGAGUAUCCAGAUUUAUUGCAUUCCACUGGUACAGUACAGCAACAAGUAAAGAUUCAACCAGAGCAGGAACAGCCAGGUGAUGUUUCACCAUCUCUCAGCAAAGAGCAAUGGGAAGGUGCAAAAAUACAGGCAGAAAGCUCUGAGUUGCAGUGCUCUAUGGGGAAAACAGGACUGCAAAGUUCCCAAGCAAAAUCAGAAUAUGCAGAUUUGUCAUUCUCUGUUGACACAUCAGAAACUUAUAAAACAACACAGCCAGAGUUGAAAGAACAAAAUUUGUUGCAUUCUUUCAUCAAAACAAAGCCAUCAUGGCCUGCUCCCAUGGCAUCUGAACAUCCAGAAGUCUCAGAUGCCAUGGGCAAAGUACCGCAUCUUGAUUUAUCCUCUUCUGUUAAUGAAGAAAAACGAAGUGCACACCUGGAGGUCAAACAGGAGAGGGGAAGCUAUGCAUUACACCCAGAGGAAACAGUACGACUGAAAUUGGAACAGCAGAUGUUUUCAAGUUCUCGUGGGACAGCAGAGCAACCAAAUAGAGCCCCACUGGAAGGUGAAUUCCUGGACUUCUUGUAUUCCUAUGACAAAGAAGAGCAACCAGAAAUGGCAAAACAGGAGUUGGAGCAUUCAGAUUUAUCUUACUCCACUGAUAAAACACAGCAACAGGAAACCACACAAUUUGAGUUAGAACAACCAGAUUUAUCAUCUUGCCCUAGGAAGGCAGAACAACCACAAGUUCAAGUGGAAGCCGAGCACCGAGACUUGCCGCAUUUCCCUGGAAAAACAGAAUGGCGAGGAACAGGGCAACCACAGGUUGAGCAUCCAGAUAUGUCAUAUUCCAGUGACAAAGUAGAGCAGCCACCAUCUACACUAUGGCAAUCAGAGCAGCCUGUGAAAACCCACCCCACUGGAAAAAGAGAGAAACAAGGAAUGGCACAUCCAGAGCCGGAACCUUCCGGUUCAUCAUUUUCCAUUUGCAAAACACUGUCACAAGAAGCAACACAAAUGGAGUUAGGGCAACAAGAUUUAACAUGUGCCCUUGGUAAAACAGAUGAAAUGCAAACUGUGCAAGGUGAACUGGAACAUACAGGUUCCUUGUAUUCUCCUGGCAAAAGAGAACAAGAAAUAAUGAUUUUGCCAGACUUGCGACAUCCACAGUUGUCUUAUCCUGUUAGAGAAACAGAAGAGGAAUCUACACAUCAGAAAUCAAACUAUCCAUAUUCAUCAUAUUCUACUGGUCGGCAAGAGCAACAUGAAAUUGAACAACCAGAGGAAGAAGAAAUGGAUUUAUGCUAUCUAGCUGGCAUAGCAGAGCAGUCACAACCUGCCCAGGAAGUACUGCAACAGCCAGAGCUUUUGGAGUCCUUUGGCAAACUAGAGGAAAAGGGAAUGGCCAAGCCUGGCUUUUUGCACUCCCUUGGUGAAGAAAAGCAGAAAUCAGCUUCACAAUUAGACGUAGCACAACCAGGUUUAUCACGUUCACUUGGCAAAACAGAAAAACAGGAAACUGCACAAGCAGGCUUUGUGCCUUCUGAUUUUUCAUAUUCCACAGGAAAAGCAGAGCAUUUGCAACCAGCACAACUGAAAUCAAAAUGUCCAGAUGUGUCAUAUUCUCUUGGCAAAGCAGAGACUCAUGGAAUGAAACAACCAGAUUUAUUGUACUCCUAUGGCAAGGGAGAGCAACUGCAGGCCACCCAGCUGGAGCAUCCAGAGACAUCGUAUUUCACGGGUGAAAUGAAGUGGAGGGAUGGGGCCCAACCUGAACUGCAGUGCAUUAAUUUGCAUUCUGUUGUCAAAAGAAAGCAACCAGAAACACCUUCUGUAUCACAUACCUUGGGCAGGAUCGAGGAGCAGAGAACUGUACAGCCAGACUUUGAGCAAUCAGUUUUAUCAUGUCCUACUGACAAAGCAGAAAAACAUGAAGUGGUCCCGCUGAGAGCAGGACAUUUGGAGAAGACAAACACUGGGACUACUUCAUCUCUAACUGCUCAGUUGGAAACUGAACAAGAUUUAUUCUUUUCCACUGAGGAAGCAGAGCACCAAAAAAAUCAACCAUAUUCAUCUCUUACCGAACAAACACCUUUGGGUGUUUCACAUUCUGUCUCUGAAACAAAACCACAAGAAAGCCCAGAGUCUUCAUCUGUAAGUGGAGGCCUGUCCCCCAAGCACUUAGCUUCAUCUUAUACCCACAGUAAAACAGAGCAGCCAGAAACUGUCCAGCCUGAAUCAGGUUUCUUCUUUGCAAGAAGAGAUGCAGAAAAUACAAGCAGUCUUCUACAUUUGCCUGUGGCUGCACAGUCAGAGGCUGAACAUGUAAUUUUACCUGAAACAGAGAGAGAACAGACUCCACAUUACCUCCACACAGCUAUGCAAUUAGAAUCUGAACAAUUAAAUCUAUCAUAUUCUACAGAUAAAGCAGAAACUCUAGAAAGUCAAGAUUAUUUAACUGUACCUACAAAACUGGAGUCUAAACCCUCAGUUCCGCUUUAUUCAGCUGAUGAAACAUGUCAGCAAGAAAUUCCAUCUUAUUCAAAACCAAUCUCUGAGUAUUUGGUCCCUGAAUGGUCCCUUGUUGAACAAGAAAAGCAAAGCAUGCAGCCAGUUAUUCCCCAGUCUGCACAAUUAGAGAGUAAACACCUAAUUCCACCACAUGAUGAAAAAGAAUUGCAAAAAAAUCAGCUCUAUUCACCUAAAACAGCAAUCCUGAAGACAAUGCAGUUGGAGGCUAUGUCUGUAGUGCACACACAAGACCAAGAUGAGAAAGAAUCUCAAGAUCGUUUGUUGGACACAAAAUAUUUGUCAUCAGAGCAGGUAAGAAGUUCCCCCAAAUACACUACUGAGCAGGAUAAGCAAGAAAUGCAACCUGAUGUGCAGACAGUGCCAAGGUCAGUGACCACAGAGUCAAAAGUGACUGCUGUAGCAGACCAGCAAGCAGUAUCAUCAGAUUCAUUUGCACCUUUCUAUACAUUACCUGAAAAGUCAGUAACAGUAGCUUUCACUGAUGAUGAAAAGAAACAAAAUAUUCCACCAUCUUUAUCUGCCAUAGUAGGCAUACUUGGAAAGCAAUCUAACAUAGUUUCAGGCAUUUAUACUGAAGGAGAGGAUAGAUGUGAACUGCAACCAUGUUUUGGAGACAAAAAGGAUGCAUCCUUAGAGCAUCUGGGAGCUGUUUCAUCAGAUCUUGUUUCUGAAACUGUGACACAAAAUACUCAACAUUAUUCUGGUGAACAGGGCAGUCUUUCUUCAGCAGAGAUGAAGCCUGUUAGCUCUAGUUCUGAUGAAAAGCAAAAUCCAGAUAUUCCACCUUUUGGACUAGCUAGCUGGUUGGCAGAAGAGGUGAAGUCUCGCUCACUUAGUCCAAUAAGAGCUACAGAAGUAGACAGGCAAGAAAUUAAACUUCCUCCAAAUGAAGCUUCUGACUUUGGAUCAAAACAAUUCCCAUCUGAAAGUUGCACAGAACUUACAGUUCAUGGUACUACACAGAAUAAAAAACAAAUGUUUAGAGGUUCUGAAUCAGUGUCAAGCAAAACUUCCCCCAGAGUGUCCUCAGACACAAGUCACAGAGCACAAAGGUAUGAUUUACCAUCUCUGGGAGGAGAUAACCCAGGUCCAGACAAAGUUCCAGAGCAUGAAACUAGCAUUGGAAACGCUGAAAAAAUGGAAGCAAUGCAAUGUCCAGAGGUAGACAAAGUGUCUGAAGUGCUUGAACAUUACCUGAGAGAAGAAGAGGAAGAAAUGGAACAUGCAAGUGCUCCAGAAGAGAGUCAGCAUGUUUCAGAGCCUACUGAACAAAAGGAUCUAUUUAAUAUAAUUUCAGAAGGUUAUGAAAUACUCAAUAUUCAUGCUCCUAUGCAUAUUUCAUCUGUUGAUCAAGAAGAAAGUAAACACAUGCCAGAUAAACUGGAAUACUUGGAAACCAAUCCUCUAUUUAAAAGAAAAUUAGCCGAUGAUGGCGAUAGAUGCCUACCUUCUGGAACAACCACAGAAAUUUCUGAAAGCUCAGUGUUGGGAAAGCCUGCAAGCCAUGAACUGAAAGAAUUGGUAAAAAAUGAUGACAUUGAGGAAACUAGAGAAACACAACAAGAAAACCCCAUGUUGCCAGAAGACAAUAAUAAUGUAGUGUUGGAUCCUAAUAAUGGUAUGGCCAAUGUGGAUUAUUUUGAAAAAUAUACGUUGAUUGAUGAUAAAUCCCCAAUUAAGCCACAUUUUGAGAGACCGAGUUCAUUGUUUCCUGUGGCAGAAGAUCCCAGUGAACCUGUGGAAGAGGUCAUAUCUUUUAAAGAAACCACUGAGGCUGAUACUUUGGAAGAGGAGUUUCCCUUACUUGAGGAUCUGGAUGAAGUCUUUUAUGGUGCUGUGAAAGAAGAAAGCAAAAUGCAGCCUUAUGCAGAUGUUCCAAAACCUUUACUUCUGCAGAAAUCAAUUGAUUUUGGCAGCAGAAAGGUUACAAGUGUAGAAGAUGAAUGGAAAUCACCAGGGAACCCACUCUUUGAUUCCGAAGAAGGAGUGCUAGAGCGAUCUCUGUUGUUCCCUACCACUGUUGCUGCAGUUAAUCCAGAGCUCCUAGAGGAGCCACCUGCUCUGUCAUUUUUAUACAAGGACCUCUAUGCGGAAGCAGCAGGAGAAAAGACAAAAGAUGAGAAUGAUGGAACUGGAAUAUAUUUUGAAAAAUACAUUCUUAAAGAUGAGAUUCCAAGCAAGGCCAUAGGGCCUCAAAAGUAUCAGGUACCAGAAGAUGAGUCCUUUAGUGGAGGAAUUUCAUUUCAGAUUUCAGAGGACAAGCACAAGCAAGGGUCUGGUGAUGUUCAACAUGUCAAAAGUGAGGUUCUGCUGGAAAGAGGUGCUGUGGAGAGAGAGGAAGUCCAGGUUGACAGUCACAUUCAAGCAACAAUUUGUAAACCAAUGCAUGCUAUUCCUUUUGGAAGGAACGUAAUUCUUUCAGGUCCAAGAAGUGAUACCACUGAACAAAGAGAGGAAGAAAAUGUACCUGUAGAAACAACUGAGGAGUUGCCAGAGCAGCCAAGUCAUCAAACGUAUAGUCAGCUAGUGGAUUAUCAGGGAGCUGCAUAUCAAGAAGCUGAUAAUAAGCAGGAAGAACAGCAUGACAUAACAGCAGUUCCUCAAAUGGAAAAAUAUGUCCCGUAUAGCAAAAAAAACAGUGAACAUGAUGAGUAUACUCAGGAAAAUCUUUCAUGUGUCCCUACCAUUCAGCAGACAGAGAAGCCAGACUUGCGAAGUGAGGAGCAGCACCCUGAUGUUUAUGAAGAUCUCGCUGAGUCAAUGGACUAUGAUGUGAUUACACAAGAAGAACUUCUGCAAGAUGAAAUAUUGUCUCAAUUCACACAUGAGGAGCUAUUAUUUGAAGACAGAGACUCUUCUGAGCAUGCUGGUGAUAGUUAUGAAUUUGUUAAUGAGCCAGAGCAAAGAACACCCGUUGAGCUUGAAGAUUCAGGCUUUGUGGUGAUGUAUCCUGAAAAAUCAGCAACAAACAUUCCUCAAGUUGAGAGCCCACAAAGGGAACUGAAGAAAAUGCAAGCAGACACAUAUUGUUACAACUGCAAAUGCCCAAUAUCUGCUAUUGACAAGCUUUUUGGAGAACAUAAAGACCAUGAAGUCACAACACUAGAUGAUGCCGCAACCAAGAUGAAGGAUCAGUUAAGUGAAUUGUUAAUAGCACUGGAAGAAAAGUCAAUGAAGACUGAAGAGUUUGUGAGUGAUAUUGAAUCACGAUUUAACUCUGUUGAGGAAAACUGUAAGAAAAAUGCAGAGCUAUUGGAAAAGCAGAAUGAAGAGAUGCUUAAGAAAGUGGUAGCACAAUAUGACGAGAAAUCAGAGAACUUCGAGGAAGUGAAGAAGAUUAAAAUGGAGUACCUGUAUGAGCAAAUGGUUAACUUUCAGCAAACUGUUGAUUCAUCAAAAGAAACUUUGGAGGCAACAAUAAAAGAAAUGGAAGAACUUGAUGGAUUUGUUUUCCUAAAUGUAA